CAGCGCCCGCAUCGUCCUUAUGUCUCCCACAUGAAGUCAGUCCGAACUUGCUAAAAAAAAGAAAAGAAAGAAAAAAGAACGGAUGCCAAAAGGAAGGCAAAUGUGUAAUACCCUCUUUUGGGGGUAUUAGAUACACAGCAGGCAAUAUUGACACAUUGUAUCGGGUGCCUUGACUUCCACGCAGCGGCAGCAUGGAUCUGUCAUUCAUGGCAGCGCAGAUCCCCGUCAUGACGGGAGCCUUCAUGGACUCUUCGCCAAACGAUGACUACAGCGGCGACCACUCGCUUUUCAAUUCCUCGGCCAGCGUCCACGCCGCCGCCUCUGCCGCCUCGGCGCAGGCCCAGUUGGACGAGCAGCAGUCCAUGUCCAGUGAUGCCAUCUGGCUCUGGAUCGCCAUCGUCGCCACCAUUGGAAACAUAGUGGUGGUGGGCGUCGUCUACGCCUUCACCUUCUGAUGAGCUCGUGCUCACGUGCACAUGGGAAAAACCGAGUGCACGCGGUCACGUCCUGAUCAGUCCAGGUGUCCGGGCCCUCAAGGGAGUCCACACCUAUACAGAAAGAUGCACCUGCUCUCUCUCUCUCUCUCCCUCUCUUUUUUCCUGCCUUUCUCUCGUUUCCCAUAUGUUUCUCUCCCUCCGUCCCGUCUGACUUCUGGUUCAGUGUGGACCCCCAAUGUUGUGGAAUGUGUAACGACGUAGGCUGUAUUUUACUACUUCCUCUCUUAGAGGAACAAAGACUCGGGUGCUUUUGUUGGCACUGAUGAGUUUUGGAUCGUGUAACUGGAAGUUUGAAAAGGAACAUUUGUGUACAAAAGCUCUCAAGCAAAGAGGCUGAAACAACACACCUACCCCCCCCCCACCCACCAGAAUCCAAGGAGCUUUCUUUCUUUCUUUUUUUUUGUUCCUUCUUAAGUUUGUUUCCAUGUUUCCACCCAGACGACACACUCACUUAUCAUGCAGAGCUGGGCGGCGGAGAUUAAAUGGGGCUUAUGAUGGGAGGUGAUCUGGACCAUCUUAAAUAUUCUCCAAGAUGGUUGCUAAGCGAUUCAGGGGCUCAGAAGAGAGGAUGAUGGGGAAACCAAUGUUGUCAACCAGCCCUGUGACCCUGGUAGUUAAGAAGUCAUUUUAAGACUAAUAUGUUUAACAGCGUACAUGCUAAUUGUGUCUUACAUAUUUUAUUUGCAGGAAAUUUAGAAGUAAAUACUGACUCUAAUGCUUUUUCUAAUGUGCUUUAUGCUAAAUUUUACUGUAUUGCAUUGUUUGUUAUGCAAAAUCAGUGUAAUGGAAACAAUGAUGUUGUCAUUUUAGUUAUUUGGUAAUAAGUCAGCUUACUAUUCUGUCAUAGACAUAGUAUCCAUGGAUAAUUAUGGCAAAAUAGCAUUAUGUUAUCAUGCUCAUUUCAUUUAUGGUAUUAAUCUAUUAUGGAUUAAAAAACAGAUAUUAACAAAGUGGAACAAUAGCAACAGUAUACCGAUGUCCAAUUACCCUUUCAUGCCCAUAUGUUUAAUUUUUCUUUGCAUUGAACAGGGACUGCUACAUAAAAGAUGGAAGUUCUCUCUUUCCUUGUAAAGGGUUUUAUUGCAAGAAAUUUGCUGAUUCCAAAAAAAAAAAAUCCCUCUCACACCAUCUAAAAUGUUAUUAUAUGUCAACAAAGCUAAAUGCAAAUAACCUCAUUGAUAAUCUGUGCUGAUCUUUGCACAAAUAUUAGAACAUCCCCGCAAACCAUGGAUUCACAUUUUAAAAGCCUCUUGGAUAUGAAAGUACUCACUUAUGGUCUGGAUCAAGCCCGACUCUUUAAAUUUGUUACUGCUCAGUGAGUCAGCUUUCCGAUACUGUGGAGUCCAGAGGCUGCCGUUUCCCCGGGGAUUAUCCUGCUGCCUAAUUGGGAACAUUAACUUUACUCGGUUUGAGACACAUCCAAGGAUUUGGUGGCAGCCAUGUCCUUUCUGUGCCUGAUUUUCAGCAUUCAGUUAAACCACGCACACACACACACACACAUACACACACACACACACACAC
This is a messenger RNA of Lampris incognitus (smalleye Pacific opah), 2018 nucleotides long. RefSeq lists its product as uncharacterized. The coding region runs from base 192 to 455 and encodes 87 amino acids. Lineage: Eukaryota; Metazoa; Chordata; Actinopteri; Lampriformes; Lampridae. The transcript has 2 exons. The record is from RefSeq and is a predicted model, not a curated record.